Messenger RNA from Microdochium trichocladiopsis, 1977 nucleotides. RefSeq names its product alpha-L-arabinofuranosidase. Gene Ontology annotation, biological process: L-arabinose metabolic process. The coding region runs from base 1 to 1977 and encodes 658 amino acids. The transcript is spliced from 8 exons. The record is from RefSeq and is a predicted model, not a curated record. NCBI's taxonomy places the organism in Eukaryota, Fungi, Ascomycota, Sordariomycetes, Xylariales, Microdochiaceae. Gene Ontology annotation, molecular function: alpha-L-arabinofuranosidase activity.
AUGCAUCCAUCCAAUAGUGUCUUGCUGGCCGCUUGGCUUGCCUGGACAAGCUUGCCCACCGUUUCUGCCAUUGAUAUAACCGUCAAGGCCGAUGGGGGUAAUGCCACCAACGGGCACCAAUACGGCUUUCUCCACGAGGACAUCAACAACUCAGGUGAUGGUGGUCUCUAUGCUGAGCUCAUCCGCAAUAGAGCCUUCCAGGCUAGCGAAGGCUUCCCGUCUACACUCGACGCAUGGUACAGCAUCGGAGGUGCAAGCCUCUCCUUGAAGAAGCUUGAGAAACCCUUAUCCGAGGCUCUUUCUACGUCGCUCAAUGUUGCUCCAUCCUCCGGUGGCUACGCCGCGUCUGCCGGGUUUUUCAAUGACGGCUAUUGGGGAAUGGAUGUGAAGAAGGCGAACAAAUACACCGGCUCCUUCUGGGUCAAAGGCCAAUAUGACGGCCAGUUCACCGCUUCAUUUCGGUCAAAUAUCACGGGUGAUAUCUUUGGUUCAACCACAAUCCAGUCCAAGUCCGUCCCCGAUGACUGGACCGAGCACACAUAUGAGCUACGUCCCGAGAUAGAUGCGCCAAAUUCGAACAAUACCUUGGCCAUAACGUUCGACUCCUCGGUGGUCGAUGGUUCUCUAGACUUCAAUCUCAUAAGUUUGUUCCCGCCUACAUUCAAAGGCCGCAAGAAUGGCAUGCGGAUCGACAUCGCAGAGGCUCUAGCAGACCUGCACCCUACCCUCUUCCGCAUUCCUGGUGGCAACAUGCUUGAAGGGCAAACGAACUCAUCCUGGUGGGACUGGAAGGACUCACUGGGGCCUCUCAAGGAUCGUCCUGGGUUUGGCGGAGUGUGGAACUAUCCACAAACCCAUGGACUGGGACUGUUGGAAUACCUGGAAUUAUCAGAGGAUCUCGAUAUGGAACUCGUGGUCGGUGUCUACUCUGGUCUCAGCCUGAAUGGAGAUAUCACCCCGGAGGACCAGUUGCAAUUUUUUAUCGACGAUGCCCUCGAUCAGAUUGAAUUCAUCCGUGGUCCAAUCGACUCAAAAUGGGGUGCCCGUCGCGCCGAAUUAGGCCACCCCAAACCUUUCAAACUGCGUUAUGUCGAGAUUGGGAACGAGGACUGGCUCGCUGGCCGACCCACCGGCUGGGAAACCUACAAAGAAUACCGCUUCCCGAUGUUCCUCGAGGCUAUCAAUGCCGCAUACCCGGACAUUCAGGUUAUCGCGUCUGGCUCAAUAUUCGACGGCCAUGACAUUCCAAAGCCUGGUGCGGGGGAUUAUCACUUGUACGCAGAGCCUGACACGCUGAUCAAACAAUUUGGUCGUUUCGACAAUGUCGAAACUCCUCACAUCAUAGGUGAGAUGGCGGCCACCCACCCCAACGGAGGCACGAGCUGGGAUGGCCCUAUGCAGCCAUGGCCGUGGUGGUCAGGCUCCGUCGCCGAGGCUGUGGGUCUUAUCAGCUACGAACGCAACCAGGACCGUAUCAUUGGCGCGGCCUACGCCCCUGUGUUGCGAAAUUUGAAUAGAUGGCAAUGGCCUAUCACCAUUGUACAUCAUGCUGCCGAUCCGGCGCUUACUACGAAAUCCACAAGUUGGUUCAUCUGGGAGCUUUUCGCCGGACAUGUCUUCACAGAAACUCUGCCUGCCACUUCCGAGGACGGCUUUGGACCCCUUUACUACGUGACCGGCAAGAAUGACAUCACGGGGGGUCAUAUCUUCAAAGGCGCUCUGUUCAACUCCACGGACAAUGCUGAUGUCCCUGUUCGCAUCACCUUCGAGGGGGUACAGGCCGGAACGCAGGCUGAGCUGACGCUGCUGUCUGGCCCAGAGAACCCAUACGGAUACAAUGACCCGUGGACAGGCAUCAAUGUGGUUGAGACCACUAAGAGUACACUGAUUGCAGAUGCUGAAGGGGUAUUCAGCUUCGAAAUGCCGAACCUGAGUGUCGCCCUCUUGGACACCGCCCCGAAAUAUGGUAGAUACUGA